GGGAGCGAGCGAGCGAGCGAGCGAGCGAGCGAGCAAGCGACGCGGGCCGCCCCUGCCGCCGCCGCCGCCGCCGCGGUCGGACCAGCGGCCUCCUCCCCUCCCCUCCCUCCCGUCGCCCUGCCGCGGGGAGGGGGCUCGCGUCGCCGUCUCUAGCCGCUCCCGAUGAAGCAGCUGCCGCCGCAGCCGCCUCCGAAGAUGGGGGAUUUCUACGACCCCGAGCACCCGACUCCUGAGCUUUCUUGGCUGGAUGACAAUAGAGAAGAAGAAAAUGAGGCAAAGAUUGAAAAUGUGCAGAAAGCAGGUUUCAUCAAAGGACCAAUGUUUAAAGGUGUUGCUUCUAGUCGGUUUUUGCCCAAAGGCACCAAGACAAAAGUUAAUUUGGAGGAACAGGGACGACAGAAGGUGUCAUUCAGCUUCAGCCUUACAAAGAAAACUUUGCAGAACAGGUUUCUGACGGCACUUGGCAGUGAAAAGCAAAAUGAUACUCCAAAUUCCCCAGUUGUACCUCUUCAAGUAGACUCGACCCCUAAAAUUAAAAUGGACAUUGGAGAUACAUUAUCUACUACAGAAGAAUCUUCCCCACCAAAAUCAAGGGUAGAAUUGGGCAAAAUCCAUUUUAAGAAACAUCUGCUUCAUGUAACAUCCAGGCCACUGCUGACUUCUACCACAGCAGUGGCAUCUCCAUCUCCUCCCAUAGUACCAUUACCAGCAGUCAUAGCAGAAUCAACAACUGUAGACUCGCCACCCUCAUCUCCGCCUCCACCACCUCCACCUCCCCAAGCCACAACACCCUCAUUACCAGCACCAGUAACAGAGCCAGUGGCCUUGCCACACACACCAGUGACAGUUCUGAUGACAGCACCAGUAGAUGUAGCUGCUAGAGCAUUGAAGGAACCACCAGUUACAAUUGUACCAGAAUCAUCAGAAGUGGACACUAAGCAGGACCCUGUAUCUAAUAGUUCAGAAGAACACAUAACUCACAAUUUGAAUGAGAAAGCAGAUAUUCCUUCACAAAAAGAAGAUUCCCAUAUUGGGAAGGAAGAAGAAAUUCCAGAUAGUUCUAAGAGUAGUCUGGGCUCUAAGAAAACAGGUUCUAAGAAGAAAUCCUCACAAUCUGAAGGCACCUUUCUUGGUUCAGAAUCUGAUGAAGAUUCUGUACGGACUUCCUCAAGUCAAAGAUCACAUGAUUUAAAAUUUUCAGCCAACGUUGAAAAAGAAAGAGAUUCAAAAAAGAGCUUAGCAACUUUAAAAAGUGAGGAUUUAGGGAAAUCUUCACGAUCUAAAACAGAGAGAGAUGAUAAAUAUUUUAGCUACUCAAAACUUGAAAGAGAUACUCGUUAUAUAUCUUCUCGCUGUAGAUCAGAGAGAGAGCGAAGGCGGAGCAGGUCUCGUUCUAGAUCUGACAGAGGUUCUAGAACUAGUUCAUCCUAUUCUCGGUCAGAACGAUCCCAUUAUUAUGACUCUGAUCGUCGCUACCAUAGGAGUUCCCCUUAUAGAGAGAGGGCACGCUAUUCUCGGCCAUAUACAGAUAACAGGGCAAGAGAAAGUUCUGAUUCAGAAGAUGAGUAUAAGAAGACAUACUCAAGGCGCACCUCAUCUCAUUCUUCCUCUUACAAAGACCUAAGGACAUCAUCCUCCUAUUCUAAAUCUGAUCGAGAUUGUAAAAUUGAGUCCUCUUACUUAGAGAUGGAGAAGAGAGGAAAGUAUUCUUCAAAAUUAGAAAGAGAAUCCAAAAGGACUUCAGAAAAUGAAGCAAUGAAAAGAUGUUGUUCUCCCACUAAUGAACUGGGAUUCCGACGGGGGUCAUCAUAUUCCAAGCAUGGUAACAGUGCUUCCCGUUAUAAAUCUGCCCCUUCAAAACCUGCACCCAAGUCUGAUAAAUUUAAAAAUUCUUUCUGUUGUACAGAAUUGAAUGAGGAAAUCAAACAGUCUCAUUCUUUUAGCUUACAGACUCCUUGUUCAAAAGGUAGUGAAUUAAGAACGAUUAAUAAAGUUCCUGAAAGAGAGAAGAUUGGGUCUCCAUCUCCAUUAAAUCGAUUAAAUGAUUCACCUACUUUUAAAAAGCUAGAUGAAUCACCUGUUUUUAAGUCUGAAUUUAUAGGACAUGAUAGCCAUGAUAGUAUUAAGGAAUUAGACUCUUUAUGUAAAGUGAAGAAUGAUCAAUUAAGAAGUUAUUGUCCCACAGAAUUUAAUAUAAACGGAUCACCUGGGGCAGAAUCUGAUUUGGCAACAUUUUGCACUUCUAAACGUGACACUGUUUUGAUGUCUUCUGAUGAUAGUGUGACUGGAUCAGAGGUAUCCCCUUUGGUCAAAACGUGCAUGCUUUCAUCAAAUGGAUUUCAAAAUAUUAAUAGAUGUAAAGAAAAAGACUUGGAUGAUACUCGCAUGCAGCAUAGUAGGUCAGAAAGCCCAUUUAGAGAAACAGAACCUCCAGUGUCGCCACACCAGGAUCAACUCAUAUCUUUGCCAGUUAUGACUAUAGAUUAUUCCAAAACAAUAGUUAAAGAGCCAGUUGAUGUGAGAGUUUCUUGCUGUAAAACCAAAGAUUCAGAUAUAUACUGUACUUCAAACAACAACUGCCCUUCUUUGUGUCAUUCCGGAGCUGAAAAUACUGAGCCUUUAGUAACGAAGAUUUCUUCAAAUAGCUUUAUGAAUGUGCAUUUGAAAUCAAAAACAGUUAUAUGUGAUAAUGGAAGUCUGACAGAUCAGCACUCAAAAUUUGCAUGUGGAGAAUAUAAGCAGAGUGUUGGUAGUACUAGUUCAGCUUCUGUUAAUCAUUUUGAUGAUUUAUAUCAACCUACAGGGAGCUCAUGUAUUGCUUCAUCUCUUCAGAGUCUUCCACCAGGAAUAAAAGUAGACAGUUUAACUCUCUUGCAAUGUGGAGAGAAUACAUCUCCAGUUUUGGAUGCUGUGCUGAAGAGUAAAAGCUCAGAGUUUUUAAAGCAUGCAGAGAAAGAAAUAAUAGAAGUAGGUAGUGGCCUUCCUGAUUCAGGAAGAGGAUUUGCUUCCUGGGAAAAUAGGCAUAAUAAUGGACUAUCUGGGAAAUGUGUGCAAGAGGCUCAAGAAGAAGGGAAUUCCAUACUGCCUGAUAGAAGAGGAAGACCAGAAAUCUCUUUAGAUGAAGAAGGUGGAAGAGGACAUGCACAUACUUCUGAUGAUUCAGAAGUUGUAUUUUCUUCUUGUGAUUUGAAUUUAAUCAUGGAGGACAGUGAUGGUGUAACAUAUACCUUAAAAUGUGACAGUAGUGGUCAUGCCUCAGAGAUUGUAUCUACUGUCCAUGAAGAUUAUUCUGGUUCUUCUGCAAGUUCAAGUGAUGAAAGUGAUUCAGAAGAUACAGAUUCUGAUGAUAGCAGUAUUCCAAGAAACCGUCUUCAGUCUGUUGUGGUUGUGCCAAAGAAUUCUACUUUGCCCAUGGAAGAAACAAGUCCUUGUUCUUCUCGGAGCAGUCAGAGUUACAGACACUAUUCUGACCACUGGGAAGAUGAGCGAUUGGAGCUAAGGAGGCAUUCAUAUGAGGAAAAAUUUGAGAGUAUAGCAAGUAAAGCCUGUCCUCAAACUGAGAAGUUCUUCUUUCAUAAAACAACAGAGAAGAAUUCAGAAAUUUCUUUUAUACAGCCCAGUCGAAAACAGAUAGAUAAUCACCUGUCUGAAAUUGCUCAUCCUCAGAGUGAUGGGGUUGAUAGUACAAGUCAUACAGACAUAAAAUCUGACCCUCUAGGUCAUCCAAAUUCUGAGGAAGCAGUGAAAGCCAAAAUAACUUCUAGGCAGCAAGAAGAGCUGCCAAUUUAUUCUUCUGAUGAUUUUGAAGAUGUCUCAAGUAAGUCUCGGCAACAGACCACUUUCCCUAACAGGCCAGAUAGUAGACUGGGAAAAACAGAGUCAAAUUUUUCUUCUUGUGAGAUCUCCCGAGUGGAUGGUUUCCGUUCAUCAGAAGAGCUCAGAAAUCUAGGGUGGGACUUCUCUCAACAAGAAAAGCCUACUACCACAUAUCAGCAACCUGACAGCAGCUAUGGAGCCUGUGGUGGACACAAGUAUCAGCAAAGUGCAGAACAGUAUAGUGGGACACGUAAUUACUGGCAAGGCAAUGGCUACUGGGAUCCAAGAUCAGCAGGUAGACCACCUGGAACUGGGGUUGCGUAUGAUCGAAUUCAAGGUCAGGUACCAGAUUCCUUAACAGAUGACCGUGAAGAGGAGGAGAAUUGGGAUCAACGUGGAGGAUCUCACUUUUCAAGCCAGUCCAAUAAAUUUUUUCUGGCCCUUCAGAAGGACAAGGGGUCAGUGCAAGCACCUGAAAUAAGCAGCAAUUCCAUUAAGGACUCUUUAGCUGUGAAUGAGAAGAAAGAUCUUUCGAAAAACUUAGAAAAAAAUGAUAUGAAAGAUAGAGGGCCUCUUAAAAAAAGGAGACAGGAAUUGGAGAGUGAUUCUGAAAGUGAUGGUGAGCUUCAGGACAGAAAGAAAGUUAGAGUGGAGGUAGAGCAGGGAGAGACAGCAGUGCCUCUAGGCUCAGCAUUGGUUGGGCCUUCGUGUGUCAUGGAAGACUUCAGGGACCCACAGCGGUGGAAGGAAUGUGCCAAACAAGGGAAGAUGCCUUGUUACUUUGAUCUGAUUGAAGAAAAUGUUUAUUUAACAGAAAGAAAGAAGAAUAAAUCCCAUCGGGAUAUUAAGCGAAUGCAGUGUGAGUGUACACCUCUUUCUAAAGAUGAAAGAGCUCAAGGUGAAAUAGCAUGUGGGGAAGAUUGUCUUAAUCGUCUCCUCAUGAUUGAAUGUUCUUCUCGGUGUCCAAAUGGGGAUUAUUGUUCCAAUAGACGGUUUCAAAGAAAACAGCAUGCAGAUGUGGAAGUCAUACUCACAGAAAAGAAAGGCUGGGGCUUGAGAGCUGCUAAAGACCUUCCUUCGAACACCUUUGUCCUGGAAUAUUGUGGAGAGGUACUUGAUCAUAAAGAGUUUAAAGCCCGGGUAAAGGAGUAUGCACGAAACAAAAACAUCCACUACUAUUUCAUGGCCCUGAAGAAUGAUGAGAUAAUAGAUGCCACUCAGAAAGGAAAUUGCUCCCGGUUCAUGAAUCACAGCUGUGAACCAAACUGUGAGACUCAAAAAUGGACUGUGAACGGACAACUGAGAGUUGGGUUUUUUACCACCAAACUGGUUCCUUCAGGCUCAGAGUUAACAUUUGACUAUCAGUUCCAAAGAUACGGGAAAGAAGCGCAGAAGUGUUUCUGUGGGUCGGCUAAUUGCCGGGGUUACCUGGGAGGAGAGAACAGAGUCAGCAUCAGAGCAGCAGGAGGGAAAAUGAAGAAAGAACGGUCUCGGAAGAAGGAUUCGGUGGAUGGAGAGCUAGAAGCUCUGAUGGAGAAUGGUGAGGGUCUCUCUGAUAAAAACCAGGUGCUCAGCUUAUCCCGGCUAAUGGUUAGAAUUGAAACUUUGGAACAGAAACUUACCUGUCUCAAGCUCAUCCAGAAUACACAUUCACAGUCUUGCCUGAAGUCCUUUCUGGAACGUCAUGGGCUGUCUUUGUUGUGGAUCUGGAUGGCAGAACUAGGUGAUGGCCGGGAAAGUAACCGGAAGCUUCAGGAAGAGAUUAUAAAGACUUUGGAACAUUUACCCAUUCCUACUAAAAAUAUGUUGGAGGAAAGCAAAGUACUUCCUAUUAUUCAACGUUGGUCUCAAACCAAGACUGCUGUCCCUCAGCUGAGUGAAGGAGAUGGGUAUUCUAGCGAGAAUACAUCACGUGCUCACACACCGCUCAACACACCUGAUCCUUCCACCAAACUGAGCAUAGAAGCUGAUACAGACACCCCCAAGAAGCUAAUGUUUCGCAGACUUAAAAUUAUAAGUGAAAAUAGCAUGGACAGUGCAAUCUCUGAUGCUACCAGCGAGCUAGAAGGCAAGGAUGGCAAAGAGGACCUUGACCAGUUAGAAAACGUCCCUGUAGAAGAAGAGGAAGAGUUACAGUCACAACAGCUACUCACACAACAGCUGUCUGAAUCUAAAGUUGAUAGUGAAAUUGCUGUGGAGGCCAUUAAGCUACCCACAUCUGAACCAGAGGCUGACACUGAAAUAGAGCCUAAAGAGAGCAAUGGCACAAAACUAGAUGAACCUAUUGCUGAGGAAACACCAUCCCAAGAUGAAGAGGAGGGUGUAUCUGAUGUGGAGAGUGAGAGGAGCCAGGAACAGCCAGAUAAAACAGUAGAUAUAAGUGAUUUGGCCACCAAGCUCCUGGACAGUUGGAAAGACCUAAAGCUUCUCAGGGCAGCAAGGAGCUUGUUAACAUCACCAGCUGACCAUGUGUCUCCUUUUCUCAACUCCAUUUUCAACUUCGUGCUGAAGAAAAACAAGAACCUAGCGUGCAUUCUGUGAAGAAAACAGGAAGAUGGUUGGGAAGUUGGAUGAUGCAUGAAAAAUAUAAUAGGUGAAAAGAGGACAGAGGUGGUUAACUCACUGGCACCGGCGUUAUUUUGGUGCGUCCAUUGCCGACAAUGGAUGUCGUUCUGGGAAAAUCCCGACUCCUGGCGAGAAAGGAUUAAGUGAGCUACUUUUUCUAUACCUCUAUACACAGGACCACUGCCUUGGUUCCACAAGGCUUACACAUUUUUUACUCCUAAAGUAGACCUCAACAAGAAACAUCACUUAGCACAUUGCUACACAUGAGCAUGUAUUCAUUUUCACAUGCAAAUUAACUAGGCUACAUUUUCAGCAGGGACAUGUGCGUAUAUUUCUGUUUGUAAAAGGAAUUACUGUACAUCACCCCUCUUGCUGAAAAUAUACCCGACACUUCACAGGGCAAAACAGCUGCUUAUAAGUGAUGAUUAAUUAUAAACUUGACUGGAAAAUCUUCAUUUGGAUCAUGAGAAGAAGAGGUAAGGUUCCCAUGAAUUUGGCAGUUUCAGUUGCAAUUAAACAGCUGAGAGAUUGUGAUGGCUAGUGAUUCCAGAGCCUCUCUUAUAAACACUUAGGUUACAGGAUGUGUGUCUCCUUAUAGUGAAGUCUGAGUAGUUACAGUUACACCUGGAUUAGAUGAUUUAGGGACAUUUUGUACAUGUGAUAAGUUGGACUUUUCUUAAGAACCAUCCUUAUUAUCUUUUUCAUCUUUAUCUCGAGACAUUAUCUUUAAUUAAGCAUAUUAUUUUCCUAGAAAGUUAAGCAUUGAACUCUCUACAGAAGUUUUAAAUAAUUCAGAGAGUUACCCAACUGAAAAGUUUUGAGUCUGGGGAACUCCCUGGUGGUCCAGUGGUUAGGACUCUGUGCUUCCACUGCUGGGGGCCUGGGUUCAAUCCCUGGUCGGGGCACUAAGAUCCCAAAAGCCACGUGGUCAAAAAAAAAUAAAAACAAGUUUUGAGUCACUGCUUGAAAUUUUGGUUCCUAAGUAAUAUGUGAAAUCUGCUAUGCAACAUUUCAAAAUGAAAUGAUGUGCCCUGAAUUUCUGUAAUAAAUUUCAAAAUCCUUAGUAGACAUUAUUCUGUAUCCAAAAGGAUCAGUAUUACUUAUCCUUUUGUGUAAAAUACAGAAUUGCCCCCAAAGAGCACUAUUUUAGGUACCACUACAUUGAAUUUUUGUAAUAAGAAUCUCAUUUGAUAAAAGGCAAACAUGGUCUAAAACUUAUUAGUAGCCUGGUUUCUUUAUUAUCAGAUAAUACUUUCAUCUAAAUUAUGGGGUGGCCUAAUCUGCCCCGCUGCCUUUUUUCAUAAAUGAAGUUUUGGGGGGAGCCCAGCCAAGUUCGUUCAUUUACAUACGUCUGUGGCUGCUUUUGCACUGCACUGGUAGAGUUGAGUAGUUGCAUCAGACUGGAUGGCCAACAAAGCCUAAAAUACUUACUGCUUUGUCCUUUACAGAAAAAGUUUGCCAACACCUAAUCUAAAUGAUAAAGUACAGAAUCUGGCUGCUCUAAACAUUCUGAUUUUGAAUGAAGUCAUUGUGACACUUUAUUCUUUUGGGUGAGCUCUUAAUUCUGUUUCCCUAAAGACAUAAUGACCAUGUUUCCAUACCUCAUGAAGUUACUGUUCUUAAAAAAAAAGUCUUGACUCUGUUUAGGAAAAGUUACUUUAAGUGAUUUGGAUAUAGGACUAUCUGAGAAGUGGGAGAGUAUAUACAUUAUAGAAUUACUGGGCUAGAAGACACCUGUAAGGAAUGUCGUUCUUCCCUCAGGACCAUGAUCAAGUUAGUCGGAAACUUAAGAGACUUUUCGAGUACAGAUAAGUUGGUAUAAUCUAGUUUUAUAUAUAACCAUAAUGAAAAUAUAUAAAUUUUCCUUCUUAAUGUUCUUAACUUUUGAUUUUGAUGUAAUUUCAGACUUACAGGAAAACUGCAAGAAUACUGUUCUUUAUGUAUUCUUCAUGUAAUACACAUCCAGUGACAGAUGUAUGUUAAAAACAUUAAAAAUUCCUCUAAACCCUUCAUCGAGAUUCCCCAGUGUUAACAUUUUACCAAAUUUACCUUAACAUUUUCUCUUAAUUUCUUUUUAACUUUUAAAGAAUAAGUUACAGAUAUCAUGCCCACUGCGCCUAGAUAUUUUUAGUGUGUAUUUCCUAAAAACAAGGACAUUCUUCUUUAUGACUUCAGUGUACUUAUCAAAAUCAGCAAAUUACAGUGACACAAUACUAUUAAUCUGUUAAACAGACCUCAUUCAGAUUUUGCCAGUUGUGCACAUAAUGUCCUCUAUAGAAAAAAGAAAAUUUCUGAUCCAGAAUCUAACCUGAGAUCAAGCAUUAUUUACAUUGAGUUGUAUCUCUUUAGUAUCCUUUAAUCUGCAAUAGUUAGUUCCUCAGUCUUUGGCUUUUAUAAACUUCACAUUUUUGAAUAUUUUUAAAUUUUUUAGAAUAUUCCUCAAUUUGGGUUUGUCUGAAGUUCUGUUUGGAAUGUUUGUUUAUCCCAUUACUGGCAUUGUCAACUUCAGUCACUUGGUUGAGUUGGUGUCUGCCAGGUUUCUCCAAUGUAAACUCACUAUUUUCCCCUUUAUAAUUAAAGAGUAUAAUAUAGGAGCACCUUUGGAAAUAAUAAAUACUCUUUUGUGUAAUUUAUCC
This is a messenger RNA of Mesoplodon densirostris (Blainville's beaked whale), 9017 nucleotides long. RefSeq names its product SET domain containing 2, histone lysine methyltransferase (gene SETD2). Gene Ontology annotation, molecular function: histone H3K36 methyltransferase activity; protein binding. The transcript has 13 exons. The record is from RefSeq and is a predicted model, not a curated record. Gene Ontology annotation, biological process: regulation of DNA-templated transcription. Bases 163 to 6357 code for a protein of 2064 amino acids. NCBI's taxonomy places the organism in Eukaryota, Metazoa, Chordata, Mammalia, Artiodactyla, Ziphiidae. Gene Ontology annotation, cellular component: chromosome; nucleus.